This is a messenger RNA of Acinonyx jubatus (cheetah), 4939 nucleotides long. RefSeq names its product stathmin domain containing 1 (gene STMND1). Gene Ontology annotation, cellular component: cytoplasm; neuron projection. The transcript is spliced from 5 exons. The coding region runs from base 266 to 1096 and encodes 276 amino acids. Lineage: Eukaryota; Metazoa; Chordata; Mammalia; Carnivora; Felidae. Gene Ontology annotation, molecular function: tubulin binding. Gene Ontology annotation, biological process: microtubule depolymerization; regulation of microtubule polymerization or depolymerization; neuron projection development. The record is from RefSeq and is a predicted model, not a curated record.
GCCCCCCUUCGUUCAGCAGCGGCUGGCCACACAGUCCCCAGCCUCCGCAGCACAGAAGCAGGAGGGUCCCACGGUGCCUUAGAAAGGGACAAAUAACAGGUCCCGCAGGAUGCUUAAGACUACGGUUCUCUAAAGACUAAUCGCCCAGCAGUGAGCGCCCCUCACCCUUCACUUUUCAACGGAGAGGGCUGCAAGUUGCGUCCUAGCUGUGAUUUAGACGCCUCCGGCCUUCCAGUUUCCAGUUACAAAAGUCCCAGGUCCGCUGAUGCGGUUUAUUGUGGCAACAGUUCCCGGCAACUGCCCAGACGCCGAGCGCCUCCAGCCCAGGCUCUCAGUGCGGCAGGCUGAUGUCGGUGUGACUUAUUCCGUGGAGAACCUCGGGCCCCAGAUUGGAGCUGAAUUACCCAAGGACCCUUUGAGCAGCCCCGAGGGCCUGGAAAUACAGGCUCAGUUGGGAAGUUUACCUGGAACCACAACAGAAAGUCCCCCAUUUCUUAGUGAAAGAAACAGAGGAAUAAAUUCAGACCUAGUGACCGGUGGAUUAAUCCAUAACCCCCAAGCCCCCGAGAUCCGAGAGCGACAAAAGUCAUCAGACAUCCUGGAGGAAUUAAUUGGUCAAGGAAUAAUACAAAGCCACAGCAAAGUACUUAGAAAUGGAGAAUCUUAUGAUGUCAUGGCAAACGUGACCGAGUGGCCUCUGAGAAAGCCUCCAGCCAGGCUGAAAAAACUUCAGCUCAAAAAGGAAGCAAAGGCUUUCACAACGAACGAUCUAGAAGAAAAGGUGCGAGCGGUGGAGAUGCACAAGAAGAGUAAAGAAGAAGAAAUAAGAAAAAGGCUAAGGAGUGACCGACUCUUGUCCCCAGCCAAUCAUUCAGAUGCAGCUGAGCCGGAAGGGGCUGAGGUUCUGUUUGCCAAAGGACCUCAGGCUGUGAGUUCUGCUGUGUUUGAGUUUGAGCCGUCUGACCCGCAGGGAGGAAAGCCUUUGAAAGGGAAGAAGAGUCAUACAGCAUCGAGUGAUAGAAACUUCAGUUAUGAAGGAUAUGGGUUGGUGGAGUCAGAUGUGUCUUACAACCAAGCAGAUGAUGUAUUUGAAUAAGCCAUCUUAUGUGGAUUUCAUGAAAAGACAUCCAUUCUCCCUGAUUGUGACAAUUUUAGUCUGUCUCAUGUUUUUCUGGAGGCCUGAUCUCACCCCACUGGGAUUUGCCAUGGGUUUAGGAACGAUUGUAUAAUGUGCAUGGGCUGAACUUGGCUGAGUCAAUUCAAUAUCUAUGCUAGCUAGCAAAAGGGGGGGAAAAAACCCAGGAAGAUCUGACUGGCUUCCACAUUAUAAAGUUAGCAUUCUCUUCCAGUGGGGCUUCAGACGCUAUGAAGACAUCUUUAUGAAUACUUCCCAGCUUACGUUAAUGUGUUUGUGCCAGAUGAAACCCUUCUUUUUUGCUCCUGCCCGUUGGCUAUGUUCACCCUCUGAGGGUCCCUUCAGACAAAUUGCACAGAUUUGUAUUACGUGUUUGAAUGAUCUGUAUGCUUAUCUGUAUGUUUCAUUAUUCUCAUUCUGUGUUGUGAAAGAUGGAAAGCAAUAUCUUGAAGCUGUUUGAAUUACACUUUCAUCCAUACAGCUUAAGGAAGCAAUAUCCAAUUCAGAGAGUUAAGUAUGAAAAAAGACAAACUUCACUAGGGUCUAGGGGUGGGGGAUGUCCUGGAGGCGGUACACUGACAGGAGGCCCUGUGCCUAACUCCCCCAUGGGAGUCUGACAGAUCUACAUUCUUUUUUUUAUUUAUUUGUUUGUUUAUUUAUUUUGAGAGAGAAAGCAUGUGUGCAAGCAGGGGAGUUGCAGAGAGAGAGAGAGAGAGGGCGAGAGAGAAUCCCAGGCAGGAUUCCCAGGCCCCAUGUGGGGCUCAAUCCCAUGAACCGUGAGAUCAUGACCUGAACUGAAAUCAAGAGCCCGGCACUUAACCGACUGAGCCACCCGGGCGCCUCUGAUGAGUCUACAUCCUGAAGAUCUCCCAUCCAUUUUCACACAUUUCCCCUCACACCACCCUCCUGUCAUUCAACUGGAUCUCUACAAAAGUUUCCUUGGUCCCUAUACCACAGUCCUCUGGUUAAAACCCUUCCCUGGGUGCCUUUCGUGGUCAAAGCAGAGUCCAGAACCCUUUCUGUGACUGGUAAGGAUCUCUGCUUUCACAAUUCACUUGUGCUGAACUUGAGCCCCUCAGACUCAUCACACUGCUUCUCCUCUGCUUCAGGGUCUUUGCACGUGCAGCUCCCCUCUUCCCCUCUCUCCCUCUCGCUGCUGGAGCCGACUAAUGCCUUCUUGUUGUUUGUGUCUCCACUCAGACCACUUAGUCCAAAGCUCCCGGUCUGGGUUGGUGCUGCUCUCUUCCAGUUGACUUUCGGCACCCUGGCCCACUCACCUCUGCACUUGCCACCCACUUGAAAUCGCCUGAUAGGUUUUCAGCUCCACCACGAAAUAUUUCGGUUUUAGCAGAGCAGGAGAUGAGUGUCUUGUUCACAGUUGCAUCUUUUUGUCCCUCCGAAGGUGAAUGGCACAUCAUAAGUGCCGUGUAAAUAUUUUGUUAGUGGAUGCAUCGGUGUCCCCACACAUCUCUGAGAAGCAGGACAGCCCCCAAAGAUGGGAACCAGUGGCUGGGGACAGUGCAAUUUGACCGGAGGACCACGAGGCACCUGCUGCUUAUGCAUUCCCUUUGGGAUAUUGUAGGACUCGGGAUCCGGUAGCCAGGUAUGAUGGUGGUAUGAUGGAGGGGCUUCUUUCAAAACCCAUUCUGGAACCCAAACCUUUAAGAACCACGAUCUCCUUCUUACAAUGUGACCUGCAGAGCCCUGGUCCAGGGCAGUCUGUGUCUCCAUUACCUUAUAUAUUAAUUUGGGAUAACCGCUUCCAUCAACCCAAAUGAAAUAAUGGGUCUAAAAGUACUGUGGAAACUGGAAUAUGCCAUAAUAUUAUAGAAUACGAUUUAUGUAAAAUCCCAGGUGGCCAACAUGAUGCUUUCCAUAUUGUCCUGAGAUUUUUUCUGGCAGCUAUCUUGUGGUGACAUGUGAUAAUCUUACAAAAUAUUACAGUAGCUGAAAUGAUUGCAGUAGGCCACUUCGAAAGGAUUUAGGUAUCAUUCAGAUCUCUGUAAAUAAAAAAAUUUAAAUGGCCCAAAUAUACACGGAGUGCAAAUGUGUAGUAAUUGAUUUGUUUUGUUUUCAAAGUUUUUUGUCUUUAAUUUUGAGAGAGAGAGAGAGAGAGAGAGAGAGAGAAAGCACAUGUGCGGGUUGGGGAGGGGCAGAGAGAGAGGAAGAGAAAGAGAAUCCCAAGCAGGCUCCCCACUGUCAGUUUGGAUCCCAAGCCCUGAGAUGAUGACCGGAGCCGAAAUCAAGAGUCGGACGCUUAACCAACUGAGCCACCCAGGUGCCUCUAUAGUAAUUGUUGUAUAUUAAAUCCCCCAAUUUGAUAAAUAUCCCACUAAUACUUUCUCUUGAACUUCUAUGCUCUUACUUACAGUGGCUUGGGUGACACAUUUGUUGAGUUCAAAUAUAUGCACUACAGAUGUGAACAUCAUCGCUGAUAACCUGGCUUGGAAAGCUUUCUACAUAGAGUUAAAUACAGCGGAGUAACACAUCCAGAAUGACUAGCCAUGUAUUUUCUUAGCAAGAAACACUUUAACAGGGUGGGAAGAGAAGUGAUGAAAAUAUACACCUGGAUACAAGGAAUGGCUCUUAAACUCUAAGUAUAUUACUACUCACCAAACAGACCGAGGCUUUACGGACGAAGAAACAGGCUCAGAGGCUCUAAGGACUUUUCACCUUCACGAACCCUGGCAUCAAGGGGGUCUGGCUGGGGUUUGAAUCCUCCCACUGCCUCCAGAGCGGUCAGCCCAUCCCGGCAACGUACUAUUUUUUAACUUCAAAUGUAAAUGUGACUUUUUCCCAUGAUCCUCUUUUUGUUUUCAUUUUUUUUUUUUUAUUUAAAAGGAUGAUUUACACUGAAGAGUAAGAGAAAAGAAAGAGAUUUCUAAAAUAUAGCCUCUGGGAUCACAUUAAUUUUAUGUGUUGAGAAUAACCUAAUUGGUUUUCUCAUUGCUGAAGCAGAAGGUUUUGAACAGCUGCCAGGGUAUUUCAACUCAAAUCCAGCUACAACCUUCAGGAAGUUAUGAGUCAGGAAGACAAACUUAGGUAAAUGUCCCUAUAACCGUUUUAAUUGGGUGCAACAGAAAAACGCCUAUAUCGAUUUCCUUGUGAAAGACGGUCUGGUCCAGUCUCAUAGGAGGUAAACUUGAUGUUUAGUAAACCCUCCAGUUUAGGGGGGUGAACAAAAAAACCCUUAUGGAUAAUUUAUACCUAAACUAAUAUUUAAAAGGUAUAUUUAAAGGGUGUGUGGGUGGCUCAGUCAGUUAAGCAUCCGACUCCGGCUCAGGUCAUGAUCUCGUGGUUCAUGAGUUCGAGCCCCACAUCGGGCUCUGUGCUGACAGCUUGGAGCCCGGAGCCCGCUUCGGAUUCUGUGUCUCCCUCUCUCUCUCUCUGCCCCCUCCCCGGCUCGCGCUCUGCCUCUCUCUCUCAAAAAUGGAUAAACAUUAAAAAAAAAGUUUAAAAAAAUAAAAGGUGUGUUUAAAAUAUUUCACAUAUAUUGAAAGUACUACACGUUGUAAGAUUCUUAUUUAUGUUAGAUCAAAAGUGAUUGUGCAAUCACGGUAACAAGAAUAGAACUUAUCGCAGUGUUGCUAUAGCGACUACCAGUAAUUUAUGACUGAGCCUAUUUCUGUGUGUUACUCCACUGCUAGUAAACAGCUAGUAUUUGAAGUCGUAAUUACACGGUAAAUACUGCAUUUUAAAGCUGUGCGGUGCUUUGGGGUGUCAGCAGAUAGAUCGCUUUGCCCCCACAUAACCUGUAGACACCACACCUUUUUCUAGAGCAUCUUGGGUCAGGAAAGGGCAUUA